Molecule: messenger RNA, 3642 nt
Organism: Contarinia nasturtii (swede midge)
Lineage: Eukaryota; Metazoa; Arthropoda; Insecta; Diptera; Cecidomyiidae
Product: mast/stem cell growth factor receptor kita-like
Exons: 18
Coding region: 725-3094 (789 amino acids)
Biological process (GO): positive regulation of kinase activity; cell surface receptor protein tyrosine kinase signaling pathway; multicellular organism development
Cellular component (GO): signaling receptor complex
Molecular function (GO): ATP binding; transmembrane receptor protein tyrosine kinase activity
Source: RefSeq, a predicted model, not a curated record
UGAAGCGCAAGUGAUUUUGUUUCGAGUUCUCAAAAGUGAUUUUUGUAAACAGUUUCGAGAUUAAAUUCGUUGACAACACAUUUCAUUCGGUAUCAAUUUCAAUGAUGUUUUUGAUUGAAACUUGACAACUUCAAAACGAAGAAUUACAAACUGAUAUUCUUUAUUAUCUAAUCUAAAAAACCAUUUAAACUGACGAGCCACUCAAUACAGUAACGGGGUUUUGUGUUGUAUUCAAUCGAUAAAAAUAAAUACGUUUUCUUUGUGUGUUAAAUUAAAUGCAAGUUGUUGUUUUGUCUUCUGUUUCGUGAAAUAUGUUCCAACUUAUUAUUCUGAGAACGCUUUAAGUAAUUUAUAUGUGGUCAAGUGAGCAAUAGCUGUAGUGAACUUAUUAUUAGACAUAUAUUUCUUUGGCCGAUCACGCUGUUUUAUAUUUCAUCAAAAAGACUUAAGGAAAUGAAAAUAAACGAGCUAGUGGGACGAGUAUUACGUUGUUGUGCACAUAACAUUCAAUAAACUCAAUUCAGAUAAAUAAAAAAUUACUAGAAUUAAUCAACUAAGAGUGAAAACGUUAAAUUUUGACCGUUUUUUGUGAAUGUGAUCAGAACAUAAACGUUGGCAUUUCAUACUUGUUGCGCAAUAUAUGUAAACAGCUUGCAGCAAGGAAAUGAAUGCGCUUCUUUUAGAUACUGACAGUAAAUAAGAUGAAUUGACUUGAAUAUUAAAAAUGACGACGACAGCUGGAGUACACAAAACGUUGAAGUUACCUGAAUUCAACAUAUUGACACUUGUUGUAUUUUAUAUUACGAUUAUUGAAUGCAGGUUACAGGAUAUACCUCACGGUUCUUUAACAGAUUUAAACGUAGAAACAAUUGUUUUCGGAAAAGAUGGAUUGCAAGCGAAUAUUAGUUGGAAAUCGGCCGAUCUACAAGGCCGUAAAUUGGACGUAGGCUUGAUUCCUGUGGUGGAUGAAUAUUGUACAAACCGUAAACCAUGCCGUGAAUACGGAUUACUCUCGAAUGUGACUGAGAUACUGUUGCCAAAGAAUCCAUUGAUAGAGCUUGAGCACCAUGAGUGCUCCGUUAUGGCGGGCUGUUCGUACGAAGUAAAAAUCGAAACCGCAGAUCUAACAAUAAAACAAACGACGAAUUAUACCGUUCCUGAUUGCGUGAGUGAUGUAUGCUCUUGUAAACAUGAACAUAAACUUCCCACAAUGUUUCUUAACGCUACUGUCGAUUCUCAAAAUCUAAAGAUUUAUUGGAGAGUAAAUGAAAGCUCGGAAAAUGUAUCGUUGAGCAGCGUUUUUAUCAGUGUUCAUUACCAGAGUAAUCCAUCGCUUCGUUGGGGCGGCCAAACGAAACAACUUGAUGUUGACCACAUACAAUUGCAAAACACAACCAACAAUACCGAAAUCGAUGAUGGAUAUCAUUACGUAGAUUUGACCAAAGAAAUGAUAAAUGCAACGGAAUUCGGAUUAUUGGUUCGUGCUCAUGUCGUUGAUCAUAUUGGGUGUGAGGGCAAAGAAAGCAAUGUCACAUAUAAGGUUUUGCCAAACAGAAAACUCACAAUAGUUUAUGCUAGCAAUAGUUAUGUGAAAUUAUUCUUCAUAUUCUUUUCCGUUGUAAUUGUGUUGUUGGUGAUUGGAUUCACUUUGACAUACCGACACAUACAGCAUUUACUCCAGACCAAAUCAUUUGUGAAAAACUGGCGUGGAAUCUAUCAAAAUGUACCAAAUGUCGGAUUCAGGGCAAUCAAAUUUCAAGAGAAUUUCCUGUAUGGCGAAGCGUUUCAGCAUUGUGAAAUUCCGCAUUCAGCUUUAAAAUUUAGUCACAACAUUGGAAAGGGGAACUUCGGGAGUGUAUAUUUGGCUGUUGCUGACGGAAUUGGGCCAGCAAAUAAUUCGGGCCUGGUAGCUGUAAAAAAGCUUAAAAAAAAUCAUAACAUUGAAGAAAAGGACGAAUUUCUCGAGGAAAUUGCAACGAUGAAGAAAGUCUCACACCCAAAUAUAGUUGCUCUCAUCGGAUAUUGUACAACAAAACAGCCAAUGUUUAUAGUGAUGGAGUAUGUGGGCUGUGGCGAUUUGCUAAACUAUUUGCGUAGGUUGCGUGAACAGCAUGAAUCGAAAAUGUCUGCAAUCAAUCGUAUGCUGUGUCAACAACGAAAACCAACAACAAAUCGUCACAUAACAAAUAGUAGCACCAGCAGCACAAUAAACUUAUUGUCACAAAGCAGUAAUGUCAAUAAAAGUAUUAAAACUUACACAAACUUAUCAAAAGGGGGUUGCAACAGCAAUCGCACAUCGGUGUCAAGUUUAAAUAACAAUCCAAUCACAGUAACCACAUUAAAUAAACUUGAAAUGGAAGUAAAUUAUUUGGAGUUAUGCCAUUCAUCAAGCAGUUACUCAGACGCAUCAUGUUCCACAAAACCGGAAAGCAUCGCAUCAACCAAACGAAUUUCAGAUACUGACAAUUACACAGUAUUUCCCCAAGCUAUAUCACUUGAAUGUGUGCUCGACCAUAAGGAAUUACAUUGCUUUGCUGUUCAAAUAGCUCGUGGUAUGAGACACCUAGAAGAACGGCGUAUUAUUCAUCGUGAUUUGGCUGCACGCAACAUACUCAUUGAUGAAAACAAACAGCUGAAAAUUUCGGAUUUUGGUUUGUCGAAGACAACUAUCUAUGUGGCGCAACGCACAAAAAAGGUACCCAUCCGAUGGAUGGCAAUUGAGGCAUUACGUGAGAGUGUUUAUACCGACAAAAGUGAUGUUUGGAGUUUUGGUGUAGUACUAUGGGAAAUUGGGACUUUAGGUGGAAUCCCCUAUGCAAAUUUAUCCAACGAACUGUUACUAAAAUACUUGGUCGAUGGAUAUCGCAUGCCACGGCCGGAAAUAUGCUCAGAGCAACUGUACAAAUUAAUGCAGCAAUGUUGGUCAGAAAGUCCUUUUAAUCGGCCAUCUUUCUCGGAAAUUGUUCAACGAUUGGAAAACACCGAAAGAGAUGAACAUAUUUAUGUAAAUUUUGAUGAAAUCGCGCCAAACUACGUGUUUCCACCUACACGCGUUACUGAAUCAGAUAAAACGGACAAAACAUCCGCUGAUUAAAAAAUAAAUUUUCGCCAGCACAUUGUUUGCUGAGUACAUUUAAACAGGAUAUGAACACUGUGAUAUUUCCCAAAAGCGGCGGAACUAGCUGUGAAUGAUGAUUAUAUUUUAUUCCAGCUCUGUCGUUGAAGCAAUUUGCAAACAAAUAGCUGUGAAUUCAAGCUGAUUGGAAUUGUGUACACUAGGAUUUCAAGUGAAUAUUUUAAGGAAAUGAUCAAUGGAAUAUAUUUUUAAAUACUUAUAAACCUUAGACACUUAAUUUUGCUUGUCUGUUUCAACCAAGGUUUCAACACACAGACAUAUCGAAGUUUGUUUAAAUGGUUGUCACUCAUUAUUUGAAAUUGCUGUGUAUAUUAGGCGAAUACAUUUUUAUUGAUAGCCAAGUUAUCAAAUGAAAAAAAUGUUAGUGAAGAAUCAAUUGUAUUUUGUGAGGGUACGUAUGUUGGAGCAUUUAAAUGGAUUUAAAUUUUAAUUUAAUUCUAAAUUUUUAAUUAUGAAUGUCCAAAAUGAAAUCAUUCGGUUUCAAAUCAAAGUUGCUGUUUAUUGAU